UGCGCCGCAGUUAAUUUGAAUAUUUUUUCAAUCAUACCGAACCGUUAUUAUUCAAAUUAAUUGCAAUGUAAAAGGGCAAACUAUUCAAUCCAUUGAACGUCAAUAAAUCUUCAGCACCGUAUAAUUUAUUUUGAUAUUUAUAAUUCAUCGUUCAGUUCACCUCCGAUUUUGUGUCUAACGCCGUUAAAGCAAUUCAAAUUUUUGCCAACGCCAUUUCAUUCAAUUUCAAUCUUGUCGACGCCGUCCAAUUGGAUUUCAAUUUUUGUCAAAGCCGUGCAUUUCAACAUCGAUCUUCGCCAAUGUUGUUCAUUCAAAUUUAAAUUUUUCAACCUCGUUCAAUUCAACUUCGGUAAUUCUACGUCGAUCAUUCAAUAUCACAACCCGUAGGUCAAAUCCAAAAUAUGAUUUGGAUAAUUAAAAUUGUCGUCAUCGUACUCUAACAAUGAAACUUUACUGUGUUUUGUUUUCCUUUGCCAUUGCAAAUAUAUUGGCAGAAACUAUAGAUAAUUAUAAGAUGGAAGUUGUCAUUACCAACGAACUAAUCAGGCAAGCUGAUAAAGUACGGGGUGGGGUUACAAAUGCAAUAAGAACAAUUUUCUAUGAAAAUACGCAAUAUAGUAUGGGUUAUACUAUGGAUCAAGCAGCCACUAAUGUCGAAAAUAUAUCUAGUAUCAAGUCGGUGCCUGCUGCUGAAACUCUAGUGAGGGAAAUCAGCAAAGCUGAUUUGAAAGUUGAUAGUAUGACAAGAAGAGAUAUGGUUAAAGUUUAUAUUAGAAAUUUAAUAAAAUUUCCUUCAGGUGGUCAUUAUAAAUUCAAUUCUCUUGAAAAUUGCAUUUUAAUUGGAUUAUACAUAACUUCAUUGCUUCAAGAACAUCAAGCACAUAAAUUUAUGAAAUCUGCAAGUGUUGACACUAAUGAUAAUUGCACACUUACUUCUGCACAAGGAGAUUUUACUUUCUACGCAACAAAUACUAUGAUUGGCGUAUAUCAAUAUUGGCCGGACAGUCACAAAAAGAUAUUACUUGAUAACAUAGAAUUGUAA
This is a messenger RNA of Adelges cooleyi (spruce gall adelgid), 1042 nucleotides long. RefSeq lists its product as uncharacterized. The record is from RefSeq and is a predicted model, not a curated record. NCBI's taxonomy places the organism in Eukaryota, Metazoa, Arthropoda, Insecta, Hemiptera, Adelgidae. Bases 443 to 1042 code for a protein of 199 amino acids. The transcript is spliced from 9 exons.